AUGUUUAAUCUACGCAUUCUCUGUCGGGAUCAUCCUCAGCGUACCAUUGCCUUAGUCACUGCCGACCAUGUUCUGGUCUUCCACUACAGCCCCGCCGACACGCGCGAGAAGAGCGCCGCGCGCUGUCAGGUGGAAUUCGCGGAGAUCUCGUCCGUCGAGCUGGAAGGCUAUCGUUCGCUGGGCGAAGGAUAUGGAACCCUCGGUCUAAUUACUUUGAACGAUGACAUCUUUGUCUGUGUGGUGACGGGCUCAUCACAAGCUGCCACCGUGCGGCCCGGGGAAGCGGUGUCGCGGAUUGACAAUGUCGACUUCUACUGCCUCAAUCGUACAGAAUAUGAUUAUGGCAUGGAGUAUGAGUCCAACUCUCAAUUCGCCGCGGAGGGCGCAGGUCCCGAGGGCAGGGACGUGGUGACAGACCACCCUUUCCUAGCUUUGAAAAAGCUUCUCGGAGAUGGGAGUUUCUACUACAGCCUGGACUUUAACCUGACAGAUCGCCUACAGGACCGCGCGGAUAAAUCAGCGGCCUUCGACAUCGACUCGCUCGAUGAGGACAUGCUUUGGAACUCAUACAUGAUCAGCCCAUUGCUACGCUUUCGAAGCAACUUGCCGCCUUUCGACCGAGCAAAAUUGGAUGCUUCUCAGAUGCUGACAUGCGUCAUUCGAGGCCACGCCAGUACGCUCACAAUCCCAGCAUCGAUCCCGAUCCUUCCGCAGGUGCGGACUAAAUUCCCUUCCCUGUUGACUAUUAUCUCGCGGCAAUCUUCUCGGCGUGCAGGCACGCGAUUCAAUUCGCGAGGUAUUGACGAUGAUGGACAUGUGGCCAACUUUGUGGAGACGGAAACGAUUCUCUGGGUUUCCCCGAGCAUCACCUUUUCCUAUGUCCAAGUCCGAGGCUCCGUGCCCAUCUUUUGGGAGCAGACGCCUGGGUUCAUCCCUGGCCAGCAGAAGAUCGAAGUCACUCGAUCAAGUGAAGCUACACAGCAUGCGUUCGAUGAACAUUUCGAAGGACUUGAAUUGGAAUACGGAGCAGUGCAUGUUAUCAAUCUCCUCAGUGAACAGAAGCCAGGGGAAGCCGAGCUGUCGGCCAAGUUCCGGAAACACAUCUCCAAAAGCUCACUGAGGCGAAAAGAACAAACAGAGCAAGCCGCCAGUCAUAGUCUUCUGCGAAUGACGGACUACGAUUUCCAUGCUGAGACUCGAGGGCCUUCUGGGUACGCCGCGAGUAGCCAAAUCAAAUACGAGCUGGCAGACUCGUUGGAAGGGUUUUCAUACUUUUUGUCGGAAGAUGUUGCCCGCUCGAAUUCAUCCAUGUAUGGGGAUGCAGCCAGCAGCUCUUCGGUAAUAUUGCAACAGGAGGGUGUCUUUCGGACCAAUUGCUUGGAUUGCUUGGACCGGACCAACCUCGUCCAGACCAUAAUCAGCGUGAUGGUUUUGGAAACAUUCCUCUCGCAACAAGGUACACCUCUCAGUUCGGAUUUGGAAAUGAGGCACUCAACCCUCUGGGCCGACAAUGGUGAUGCACUCUCCAAAAUCUAUGCUGGCACAGGAGCUCUCAAGUCCUCAUUCACCCGGCAUGGAAAGAUGUCGCUCGCCGGAGCGCUUGCCGAUGCGCGGAAAAGCGCAACUCGGCUGUAUGUGAACAACUUCACUGAUAAAGCCCGGCAGAAGACAAUCGAUUUGCUUCUGGGAAGGCUGGCGAAUCAAUUGUCAGUUCAUCUGUACGAUCCCAUGAACGAUCUGGUUUCCGAAGAACUGAGUCGGCGUGUGUCUGAAUUCUCCUCGACGAAACAAAUCCGGAUCUGGGUCGGAACAUUCAAUGUUAAUGGGCGCCUUCAAGGCCCUGAAACCGACCUCACUCCAUGGCUUUUCGCAGAUACCGCCGAAUCUAACGAGGAUCCGACCAUUUUCGUGGUGGGAUUCCAGGAAAUUGUCGAUUUGAGCCCUCAGCAGAUCAUGUCUACUGAUCCUGGCACCCGUAAAGUGUGGGAGGGGUCCGUCAAGGCCUGCUUGAAUCAGCGUGCCCAAGCCAAGGGAACGAGCAAGUACGUGCUCUUGAGAAGCGGCCAGCUUGUUGGGGCCGCCCUGAUUAUUUUUGUGAAAGAGGAGGCUCUGAAGGAUAUCAAGAAUGUCGAGGGAAGUGUGAAAAAAACCGGUCUUUCAGGGAUUGCUGGCAACAAAGGAGGCUGCGCUAUCCGGUUCGAAUUUUCAAACACCAGUAUUUGCUUGGUCACUGCCCACCUAGCGGCUGGGUUCGCAAACUACGACGAACGAAACAAGGACUACGAGACCAUCGACCGGGGUCUGCGAUUCCAGAAGAAUCGAGCAAUCGAAGACCACGACACGAUCAUUUGGCUCGGGGACUUCAAUUAUCGCAUUGGUCUGGGGAAUCAGGAAGUGAGAGACCUUGUCUCCCACAAGAACUACCGAAAGCUCUAUGAAAAUGACCAGUUGAACCUGCAAAUGAUUGCUGGCCAAUCCUUCCAAUUCUACUCUGAGGGGCCGAUUGAUUUUGCUCCGACUUACAAGUACGACGUGGGGACCACUCAAUAUGACACCUCUGAGAAAGGUCGCAUUCCGGCCUGGUGUGACCGGAUCUUGUGGCGAGGGAACAAUGUUCGCCAGACCAACUACCAGACUGCCGACCUGCGCAUCUCGGAUCAUCGUCCCGUCUGGGCGACCUUUGACUGCGUGAUUGACGUCGUGGAUAGUGUUCUCAAAGAUAAACUCAGGCGGUCAUUGUACGAGGAGAAACAAAGGAGUCUUAUGAACUCGAUGUCCCUUUUAGACUUGGAAGACGAGGAAGAAGCCAUGCUGCAGGUUCCCAUCGCAACUGGCCUGCCACCACCGAGUUCGGAUCGCAGCAGAUGGUGGUUAGAUCACGCAGGUAUUCCCGUGAAAUCAACGGUUCAUCCACCCCAGAACGGACUUGUAGCAAAUGUUAAACGCAAGUCAAAUCCCUUUUCCUCGGAUGUGGAGCCCGAUUGGGUUCCAUCGACUGGAGAUCCAAGUAUAAUACGUGACGACAAGCCCCCACGCAAACCUGCUUUACCUCCGCGAACUGGAUCGCGAGAUCAGCUCCGGGACUCUUCCCCGACGGUGCAGACUAUUCCUGCCCAGAAACAGCCGAACCGAAUCCCUGAGAAAUCGCCGCCGGCCGUUCCACGAAAGCCAAUGUCGCUAAGCUCGCCAACAAACCAUCGGUCCCCGUCCCAUUCUGCGGGCGAGUCUCCAUCACCUGGACCAUCUACCGCAAAGACCACUGCCAGUCCGGCGAAUCUCCUCGAUGGCACUGGCGCCGAGCAGAUUGAGUGGAAACCCGUUCUUCCCCAGUGA
Molecule: messenger RNA, 3333 nt
Organism: Penicillium riverlandense
Lineage: Eukaryota; Fungi; Ascomycota; Eurotiomycetes; Eurotiales; Aspergillaceae
Product: SacI domain and endonuclease/exonuclease/phosphatase family protein
Exons: 6
Coding region: 1-3333 (1110 amino acids)
Biological process (GO): phosphatidylinositol dephosphorylation
Cellular component (GO): cytoplasm; membrane
Molecular function (GO): phosphatidylinositol-3,5-bisphosphate 5-phosphatase activity; phosphatidylinositol-4,5-bisphosphate 5-phosphatase activity
Source: RefSeq, a predicted model, not a curated record